CUUAGGGGACUGUGGUUCAAACCCUGUGAAUGUUGUGCGAGCCAUUGGGGAAUCCUCCCCUUCCCGUCGUGCCUCGGGCUCCGGGCUCCGAGCGGACCCGGAAGUUCCGGGUGGAGUUCCGGGUGCCAACGAGUCUUCUGACUGCAGACAUGGCCGCGCUCUGCCUCUUCGACGUGGAUGGGACCCUGACUGCCCCGCGGCAGAAAAUUACGAAAGAAAUGGAUGGCUUCCUGCAAACAUUGAGGCAGAAGACCAAAAUUGGAGUGGUAGGUGGGUCGGAUUUUGAGAAAGUGCAAGAGCAACUGGGAAAUGAUGUGAUUGAGAAGUAUGAUUAUGUGUUUCCAGAGAAUGGCUUGGUAGCAUACAAAGAUGGGAAGCUUUUGUGUAAACAGAGUAUUCAAGGUCAUCUGGGAGAGGCAGUGAUCCAGGACCUGAUCAACUACUGUCUGAGCUACAUUGCAAAAAUUAAACUCCCUAAGAAAAGGGGAACUUUCAUCGAAUUCCGAAAUGGCAUGUUGAACGUGUCCCCUAUUGGAAGAAGCUGCAGCCAAGAAGAACGAAUUGAGUUCUACGAACUUGAUAAAAAAGAAAAUAUACGACAAAAAUUUGUAGCAGACCUGAGGAAGGAAUUUGCAGGGAAAGGCCUCACUUUCUCUAUAGGUGGCCAAAUCAGCUUUGACGUCUUUCCUGAUGGAUGGGACAAGCGGUAUUGCCUGAGACACCUAGAACAUGAUGGUUACAAGACCAUCUAUUUCUUUGGAGACAAGACUAUGCCGGGUGGCAAUGACCAUGAGAUCUUCACAGACCCCAGAACUGUGGGCUACACGGUGACAGCACCCGAAGACACACGCAGGAUCUGUGAGGAGCUCUUCCCUUAACAACAGAGGAAUGGGGUCCUGGCCAACAAAACUGAAAGGUCACUCAGGGUCAGAGGUCACGUAGUGCCAGAGCUGGAGUCCCUCCUCUCGUGCAUCUGCCCCUAGCCUCCAGCCAGGCUGUUCUCAUAGGUCCAGUCACACAGGGACUAGAGGUCAUCUUACUGGGCAUGCCAGUAGGCCAUGCCUCCACCUCCGCCCAGUAUCACCAGCAGCCCCAAGGGAAAGGAAAGAACUUAAGUCAGAAAUGGCUG
Messenger RNA from Peromyscus eremicus (cactus mouse), 1129 nucleotides. It is a transcript of the gene Pmm2, whose product is annotated as phosphomannomutase 2. Gene Ontology annotation, molecular function: phosphomannomutase activity. Bases 30 to 878 code for a protein of 282 amino acids. The transcript is spliced from 8 exons. The record is from RefSeq and is a predicted model, not a curated record. Gene Ontology annotation, biological process: protein N-linked glycosylation; mannose metabolic process; GDP-mannose biosynthetic process. NCBI's taxonomy places the organism in Eukaryota, Metazoa, Chordata, Mammalia, Rodentia, Cricetidae. Gene Ontology annotation, cellular component: cytosol.